AUGGGAUUUCUCAUGGCAUUGUUUGACAUUGUUCCACUCAUUAAAGUACUGAAGAGGAGUUGGGAUGAAAGUAGUUCCAUCAGUAGUGGCCUCAGUGAUGCCUCAGACAAUCUCAGUUCAGAAGAAUUCAAUGCUAGUUCUUCACUCAAUUCCCUACCUUCCACCCCCACGGCUUCCCGCAGGAACUCUGCCAUAGCGCUGCGCACAGAUUCUGAGAAACGGUCAUUGGCAGAGAGUGGGCUGAACUGGUAUGGUGAACCAGAGGAGAAGACCCAGAAGAAGAUGGAUUAUGACAGCGGGAGCCUGAAAAUAGAGCACAGUUCCUCCAAAUGGCGACGGGAACGUUCUGAAAGCUGUGAUGAAGCUCCUGCCAAAGGUGGGGAGCUGAAAAAGCCUGUUAGUUUGGGCCCACCAGGCUCCUUGAAGAAGGGCAAGACACCACCUGUGGCAGUGACCUCUCCCAUUACUCACACAGCCCAGACUCUUAAAGUGGCAGGUAAGCCUGAAGCAAAAGCAACAGACAAAAACAAACUGUUUGUGAAAAAUGCUGGCCUGCAGCGCUCAUCUUCUGAUGCUGGCCGAGAUCGGCUUUCAGAUGCCAAGAAGCCUCCCUCUGGGCUUACACGAACCACCACGGCUGGCUCCUUUGGUUACAACAAGAAACCCCCUCCUGCAACGGGUACUGCCACAGUGAUGCAAGCUGGUGGCUCAGCUACACUUGGCAAGAUCCAGAAGAACUCUAGUAUCCCUGUCAAACCUGUUAAUGGCAGGAAAACCAGCUUGGAUGUCUCCAAUGCAGGGGAGCCUGGAUUUAUGGCGCCAGGGGCCCGUACCAACAUCCAGUAUCGGAGCCUGCCACGCCCUGCCAAAUCUAGCUCCAUGAGUGUCACUGGUGGACGAAGUGGCCCACGUCCUGUCAGCAGCAACAUUGAUCCCAGCCUCCUCAGUGCCAAGGGGGGUAUUUCUGUUUCACGCCUCAAGGAACCCUCUAAAAUAGGGACAAGUCGGAGCACCCCAGGGCCAGUGAAUCAGACUGACAGGGAGAAGGAGAAGGCCAAAGCCAAAGCAGUGGCACUGGACUCUGACUCUGCCUCACUCAAGAGCAUUGGCUCCCCUGAAAGCACCCCAAAAGCUCCAAGUGACCACCAGACCCCCACAAAAGAGGCUGAGCUGCCGCCCACACCCCUCAGGUCAGCUGCCAAAAGCUAUGUAAAAGCCCCUUCUCUGGCAAACUUGGACAAGGUGAACUCUAAUAGUCUAGAUCUCCCUUCUUCAAAUGAUCUCCAUCAGAUGCAUAGUGGUAAACUGCAAGAGUCACACCCAGCUACUGUAAAUACCCAUCUCACAUCAUGCUUCACACCAAGCCCUGCUCCAGUCCUUAACAUUAAUUCUGCUAGCUUCUCCCAGGGCCUGGAGCUCAUGGGGGGAUACAGCAUCCCCAAGGAAACCCGCAUGUACUCCAAGCUUUCAGGAUUGCACAGGAGCAUGGAAUCCUUACAGAUGCCUAUGAACCUGCACAAUGCCUUCUCUGUAGGCAGCACAGCUGCACCUACCAUUGCCUCGACACCUCCUGUUGCUGCUGAGGAAGAGUCCAAUGAGAUGGCCUGGACUGGAAGCCCAAGAAUUACACAUCUGGAAAGCUCUAACCGUGACCGGAAUACGUUACCCAAGAAGGGACUGAGGUAUCAAAUCCAAACCCAAGAAGAGACCAAGGAGAGGCGACACUCACAUACAAUUGGAGGAAUGCAAGAAUCGGAUGAUGCCUCUGAACUGCCCUCUCCUCCUGCUCUCUCCAUACCACUGGCUGGGAAAACUCCACUCACCAAUAUUGUGAGUCCCACAGCAGCCAACACCCCAAGGAUCACCCGUUCUAACAGCAUUCCCACUCAGGACUCCACCUUCGAGCUCUACAACGCCUCCCCCAUGGGCAGCACCCUCUCCUUGGCAGACCGACCCAAGGGCAUGAUCCGCUCAGGCUCCUUCCGCGACCCUGUGGAUGAUGUUCAUGGAUCUGUGCUGUCCCUGGCUUCCAGUGCUUCCUCAACUUAUUCCUCAGCUGAGGAGAGGAUGCAGUCAGAGCAAAUCCGCAAACUGCGCCGUGAACUGGAGUCAUCCCAAGAGAAAGUAGCCACACUGACAUCCCAGCUCUCAGCCAAUGCUAAUUUAGUAGCAGCAUUCGAACAAAGUCUGGUAAACAUGACAUCCCGUCUGCGGCAGUUGGCUGACACUGCAGAAGAAAAGGACACUGAGUUGUUGGACUUGCGGGAAACUAUUGAUUUCUUGAAGAAGAAGAAUUCAGAAGCUCAGGCUGUUAUCCAAGGGGCCUUGAAUGGAACUGAUAUUACACCCAAAGAACUACGAAUCAAGAGGCAAAACUCAUCGGAUAGUAUAUCCAGCCUGAAUAGUAUCACCAGCCAUUCUAGCAUUGGUAGUGGCAAAGAUGCAGAUGCCAAGAAGAAGAAGAAGAAAAGCUGGGUAGGUCAAGAUAGAAGUGAAGCCAAGUAUAUGAGCCUACACAGACUUUUCCAGGCCAAUGAAGAAGAACCUGAGAAAAAGGAGGUUUCAGAAUUACGCUCAGAGCUAUGGGAAAAAGAAAUGAAACUGACUGACAUACGUUUGGAAGCCUUAAACUCUGCCCAUCAGCUGGAUCAGCUGCGUGAAACGAUGCACAAUAUGCAGUUGGAAGUAGAUCUAUUGAAAGCUGAAAAUGACCGGCUAAAGGUAGUACCUGGGCCAUCAUCUAUCCCAAGCCAUGUUUUGAGUUCAUCCGCUGCAUCCUCCCCAAGGCGCUCCUUAGGAUUACAGCUGAGCCACUCUUUCAGUCCCAGUUUAACUGAUACGGAACUGUCGCCAAUGGAUGGCAUCAGUGCUGGUACCCAGAAGGAUGAAAUGGUACUACGAAUAGUAGUGCGCAUGCCACCUCAGCACAUCAUCAAAGGAGACUUGAAGCAGCAGGAGUUUUAUUUGGGCAGUAGCAAAGUGAAUGGCAAAUUGGACUGGAAAAUGCUGGAUGAAGCUGUCUGUCAGGUUUUCAAGGAUUAUGUCACCAAGAUGGACCCUGGUCUGACUCUGGGACUCAGCACUGAGUCUGUCUAUGGCUACAGCAUCAACCAUGUUAAAAGAAUCUUGGACACGGAGCCACCAGAACUACCUCCUUCCCGCCGGGGUGUGACCAGCAUUGCUGUGACUUUGAAAGGUUUGAAAGAAAAAUGUGUGGACAGCCUGGUGUUUGAGACUCUUAUCCCCAAACCAAUGAUGCAGCACUACAUAAGCCUUCUACUUAAGCACCGGCGCCUUAUUCUCUCUGGACCAAGUGGAACUGGCAAGACCUACCUGACCAAUCGUCUGGCUGAAUAUCUGGUGGAACGUUCAGGCCGUGAGGUUACCGAAGGCAUCGUUAAUACUUUCAACAUGCACCAGCAAUCAUGCAAGGACUUACAGCUUUACCUCUCCAAUCUAGCCAAUCAGAUUGAUCGGGAAACAGGGAUUGAUGUUCCAUUAGUUAUUCUCUUAGAUGAUCUCAGUGAGCCUGGCUCCAUCAGUGAGCUUGUCAAUGGAGCACUUACCUGCAAGUAUCACAAAUGCCCUUACAUAAUUGGAACAACUAACCAGCCUGUUAAGAUGACUCCAAACCAUGGCCUCCACCUCAGUUUCAGGAUGCUGACUUUCUCCAAUAACGUGGAGCCAGCUAAUGGCUUCCUGGUGCGCUAUUUACGUCGGAAGCUGCUUGAAUCUGACAGUGAUGUCAAUGCCAACCGGGACGAGCUGUUACGUGUGUUGGACUGGGUGCCAAAGCUCUGGUAUCACCUCCAUACCUUCUUGGAGAAGCAUAGCACUUCUGACUUUCUCAUUGGUCCUUGUUUCUUCCUGUCAUGCCCAAUUGGUAUUGAGGAUUUCCGAACCUGGUUUAUUGAUCUAUGGAACAAUUCAAUUAUCCCCUACCUUCAGGAAGGAGCAAAGGAUGGGAUCAAGGUGCAUGGGCAGAAAGCUGCUUGGGAGGACCCUGUGGAGUGGGUGAGAGACACGUUGCCUUGGCCAUCAGCCCAGCAAGACCAAUCAAAAUUGUAUCAUCUUCCCCCACCCAGUGUGGGGCCCCACAGCAUAGUAUCUCCUCCAGAGGAACGGAGUGGCAAGGAUUCUACACCCAAUUCUCUGGAAUCAGAUCCCUUGAUGGCAAUGUUGCUGAAGCUCCAGGAAGCAGCCAACUACAUUGAGUCUCCUGACCGAGAAACCUUGGACCCCAAUGUGCAGUCUGCACUCUAAAAAUAACUGGAUUACAAUGGAAUGGAGACAAAUGAGCCAAUCUUGGUUGUCUUCGCUCCUAGGCCUUCUUUCUUUUUUCUCUGGAACCUGUGGUCUGGAUAAACACCACAGAGUGCCCAUCACUUCCUUUGGGAUCUGUGCAGGUGAACAGUGAAAGAGGAGACAGUUGGGUCUCCUUUGCAAGAUACUGCUCUCCCUCCACCUCCAAUAACUCUGGUGGUAAGAGAAUGGUGGGUUUUAUUCUUGGGCUUUCUGCCUCUGUCAUAAACUCCUGGUUUUACAGUAUAAUUGGGGAGCAUCAAGAAAUCCCACACAUCCAGUGUUCCCAACAUAAAUGUUCUUGUGUAAGGCAAGAGACUGGAGAUAGCCACACAGAGCUGGCUGCUGUAUUUCUGCAGGGGCAGUGCUAACAGACAGGGCAAUAGCCAAGUCUGUGGAACCCUAAAAUGAGGAUUUUUUUUUUAAUAAAAUAAAGAAAAGCAAACCCCAGAAAUCAUGAGAGUGGAAGCGUCAUUGCUGCUCUUGGAGCCGUUUCCUGCAGUUGCUGCCCUUCGACUUUCUUGCCACAAUCAACAUAGGCAAAGACCUAGUAAGACUGUUAACUCUUGUCUUUGUACCCUCCUUAUUUAAUCUGCAUG
Protobothrops mucrosquamatus (brown spotted pit viper) is the source of this 4901-nucleotide messenger RNA. Its product is annotated as neuron navigator 1-like. Gene Ontology annotation, molecular function: ATP hydrolysis activity. The record is from RefSeq and is a predicted model, not a curated record. Gene Ontology annotation, cellular component: microtubule cytoskeleton; axon initial segment. NCBI's taxonomy places the organism in Eukaryota, Metazoa, Chordata, Lepidosauria, Squamata, Viperidae. Gene Ontology annotation, biological process: nervous system development; neurogenesis; neuron migration. Bases 1 to 4263 code for a protein of 1420 amino acids. The transcript is spliced from 27 exons.